AUGACGUAGUACGUUUACUCUUGCAUUACGCCACUGAUCUUCAUUUAAAAGAUCAACAUGGACGGACAGUAUUGCGCUUGUUAGAAGAACUGGACACGAAGAUUGCCAAGAAAACUUUACAAAUUAUUCAAGAUCACACUACGCUAGUCGCCACAGAUGAUCAAGUUUCAGAAUCUCCAUGUUCACUCUCACCCCCACCUGGUUUUAUGUCUGGGAUUUAUGCCAACUUUCUCCAACCAGAAAGGAUAUCUUCGCCUUCACAGAGCUGCUCUCCAUUAUCUGAAAUUAAUUUUUACGAAGUUCCAUCACCGCCCAAGGCUGUGGGUGAGAGGUGGUCAGUCACUAGUGACCAGAAUCUAACACCACCAUUUUCUAAGUCCUAUGAUUCGGAUUUGUACCACACGCCCCCUAGCAGUGGCAGAAGUGACCAGAAUCUAACACCACCAUUUUCUAAGUCCCAUGAUUCGGAUUUGUACCACAUGCCCCCUAGUAGUGGCAGAAGUGACCAGAAUCUAACACCACCAUUUUCUAAAUCCCAUGAUUCGGAUUUGUACAACACGCCCCCUAGUAGCGGCAGAAGCUCGUCGUCACCCUACGAAACACCACCACCACACAGAGAAAUAGAUACUUUUUCAAAAAGUACUACUCACCAGUCAACUCCGGAACCUGGUGAAUCUCCAGUUCAACCGACAAGAUUCUUUCCAUCGUCUAAUUCCGAACCGGUUUGGUACGAGAUUCCGUCACCAGGGAAUAAAUAUUGUGAUCCAACCAAAAAUAAUUCUUCUACGUGCCAGGAGUCCAAACUAGGAGAUGAAGAUUCAGUUGGAACAUUCUCAUGUACAGCUACAAGCACAAGUAACUACAUCCCAAUGACUCAACUAAAGGAAGCAGGCGGAAGUAUGAAACUCCAACCUCCUGCCAAGCCCCCAAGACGGCCAACAGUAACAACAAUUUCACCAAGUAAUAAACUUCACAGGACUGGUUCUGAUUCAAUUUAUGAAUACCUCUGUCUAGCCACAAGCGGCAGAGAAUUCGCCCACCCUGCCAGAGGAGGUGAAGAAUAUGUCGAUAUGAAGCUCAGAAACAGUAUAGCAGAAAACUAUGAAAACACUAAUACAGUUCUAGCAGACUCUACUGAUGGCGCAAGCGAUGACAAAGUAGUCAAUCUGGAGAACCCACAAAAUACAGAAAAAUGUGUAAGUGACGUGUCUAAUGUGAACAGUUUAUCUGAAAUGUAUGUUAAUAUACCGUUUGUGACCGAUCGAGGAAGGUUCGAGAGUGCAACUACCUUACGCAAAUAUAAGAUGUUUACUUCUUCUUACGAAAAUUUGCCUCCAUCAAUCAGUGCAAAAGCCAAACCCAAUUCUCAUGACUUCCGUCGUAAAAGAACUACGGUGCAAAUUCCACUAAAUCCCACAAAUUACGCUCUUCCUCCAACUUCGGAUUUUUCUCGUCAUUCAUCACCCACUGCCAAACUUAGAAUCCACGAGAAGAUGAGACCCUUGAGUCAAGAUGAAUUAAGUGAUAGACCACCUGAAGCUAACGAGGAGUAUCAAAGUACCAAAUGUGGAUUGUUUGGUAUUGACACAGAUAAUGAAAUAGUUACCACUUUUGACACUGAAAAACAUACAGGAGUAGCACUGGAAGUUGACAAGAAACCUGUUUCAGCAGACAACAUUGAAGAGAUUAUCGAUGAUGACCCUUUUGCAGGACUUUUUCGUGGUUCUCUGUGUCCUACGAAUUGCAGUGAUGAUUUCAAAAUUUCAUUUCAUGUAAGCAACACUCAAUUAACACCCCCACCUCCUCCUCCCAGAAGAACAGCUAUUUCUCGACGGUCUCGAAAUAUUUAUGAAAACGUUGGAAUUAAAAUGGAGAGUGGGGGUAGGAGUAGACCUAACUUGCAGGAUCCUUCUGAAGGGGGAAGAGAUGAUAACCGCAACAGCUUGUCCGUAAUGAGCCCUUUUGAUGAAAAUGCUGAAUGGGCUGAAAUAGCAGAUAUUAUGGCUUCUUUUGGAAGUGGAAUUGCUCGAGAAUCAGUAUUUUCCAAUGAAAUGGAAGAACACUUUACUAAUGUGCUGACUUUAGAAGCUUCAAAAAAAGUAGAAGAGAAAAAAUUCAAAACCGUUGAAGAGUGGUUAAGCCAUCUUAGACUGUCCGAUUAUGAGAACCUUUUCUUGAUCAAUGGAUUUGAUGACAUUGAAUUUUUGGGUGGAAACAUUCUAGAAGAUCAAGACCUUCAAGAAAUUGGCAUUUCGAAUGAAGAGCAUAGAGAGAGAAUUUUGAACUUCAGUAAGAAGUUACAACCUAUUCAACCAAUAGGAAAAGAUGAAGGAAAAAUAAGAAUGCCAGAAUCCGUCAAUCAUUGGCUAAAAUUACUGCAUCUUGAGGAGUACCAAGACACUUUCCAAAAGAAUGGUUUCACAAAUAUGGACCGAGUAAUGAAGAUAUGGGAAGUGGAAUUGAAUACGGUAUUAGAAAUAAAAAAACUUGGUCAUCAGAAGAGAAUAUUAGCAUCACUUGGAGAACGAACACCAGAGCAAUAUAUGGGCAACUUAGAAGAUUUUGACUUAUCAAAAUUGAAUUCAAAGCUUAGUGAACUAGGUAUCGAAGAAGCACCUUCUACCGAAGUUUGCAAAGAAGAUGCGGGACUGUUUAAAGACUACACUAAUGUUACAUCUACAAGAAGAGAAAAUAAAGGCUCACAGUCAUUAACACAAACAUUAAGUGGGGAUAAAGGAGAACUGAGAAUUAGGCCACCUACACAGUUAAUGAGUGAACAAGAAUAUGUAGAGACAUCUUCAUCUCGUCAACAGAUUAGUGGAGUACCUGCAUGCUUAACAGCACAGUGGUGUCACCAACCUGAUGCCCUAAUUAAAGGACAUUGCAUCUAUAAAGCACAGUAUUUAGGUUCAACACUGAUAAAGGAACUGAAAGGUUUAGAAUCAACACGGAAAUCAAUACAAAAACUUAAAGUUUCUACGAAACAGAUAGAAAAGGUCCCCAAUAUACUUCUGUCCAUCUCAUACACUGGUGUAAAAUUUAUUGAUGCAGAAACUGAGCAUAAGGUGUGUGAACAUGAAAUCCGAAACAUUCAUUGUGCGUGUCAGGAUGCUGAAGAUCUCAACCAUUUUGCAUACAUUACCAAAGAACACCAGACAAAUUACCAUUAUUGUCAUGUAUUCUGUGCUGAGAGCAUCGACCUUGCAACAGAAAUAAUACUAACCUUAGGACAAGCCUUUGAGGUUGCUUAUCAAAUAGCUUUACGAGACAAAGGUGCCAAGUCUUCUAAAUCAACUCAAAAAUUAAAACAAUUUUUGAACAAAUGUGAUGACCGGAAGCUAUCUGAGAAAGGAAACAGUGACACUCCUCCUGUUGUCAAAAGCCUAGUCCAACCAGAUGCUAGUGUCAGUGAAGAAGAAGAACUGAAAAUUUCUAAGCAGAUCUCAUGACAAAACUGUCCCUAAUUCUUCCUGUAUGAUGAUAUGUAUAUGUCUGAAAAAGUUCGUGUUAAUUAUGUGUACUGUCUGUGGAUUCAACCUUGCUAGUUGCCCUAAAUAUUGUUUUCUUUCAGCUUUACCUCUACAUAAGAUUAUUUUACAGGUUGUAACAAUGUUGAUGAAACUGAGUUGAGUGGACGGCAACCACCUGUUGUAGAAAUACUUGUGUUUUUACAACAGGCAGUUGCUGUCCAUUCAUCUAACUAUCAUCGUGAAUACUCUGUCUAAACAAUCUAUCAAAGAAUAGCAACUGUUUUACUGUUAAGCUAAAUUUCAAGUUUAUGCAUUUAAUGUGCAGUAGGUGUGAAUUUUAUUUCUGGGUGUCUACAGCUUAGUUUCCCCGUUUAUUGAAGGUUCCCGAAGAAGGCAAUUUUUCUUCUAAAUUGGUGGUAUCAAAUUUUAACUUCUAAUUUUAAGUAAUUAUCCAUAUAGGAAAUGAGUGAAUAUAUUACUUUCUGUGGGGUUUAGCUUCUGUAAUUUUAGAGCACAAACCUGUAUACAUAGUUGAUAAAAAAAUAUCCACAUUUCAAGAGUUGUUUCAAUAUGUAAAACUAACAUGAUAAUGUUUUGAAAACUUUAUAAAGACAGUUACUACUCAACAUGAAAGAUAUAUUAUCAUUUAGUAGAAAAGUUCAAAUUAUGUAAUCCAUUGAAACGUUAUUGAAUUAAAUAGGUACUUAUAAUUACUGGUUCUUAACUCUUAAGUAGGUUGUACAACCAGGGAAGAAUGGGCAAUAGAGUGCAGUUGAAUUAUUCAUAUAAUUCAGAUCUGAGCAUCCAUAUCAUUUGAUAAUUAAGAUUUGCAUCACGUAAACCCAUUGGAGAUUCAAUCCUCUUCUGGUGCUAAUCUUUUUUUAUUCAUUUGAUAAUUAAGAUUUGCAUCAUGUAAACCCAUUGGAGAUUCAAUCCUCUUCUGAUGCUAAUCUUUUUUAUUCAUUUGAUAAUUAAGAGUUGCAUCAUGUAAACCCAUUGAAGAUUCAAUCCUCUUCUGGUGCUAAUCUUUUUUAUUCAUUUGAUAAUUAAGAGUUGCAUCAUGUAAACCCAUUGAAGAUGUAAUCCUCUUCUGGUGCUUAUCUUCUUUAUUAUUAUUUUGACUUGGGUUUUUUUUUCUAUUACUAAUAUCUGGUUGUUUUUUGGAUAACACCCACUUAUUUUAAUUUUGUCAAAUCCAAUGUAGCCAUUUUGUACCUUAACCCAUUGACUGCUAAUUCGCCAUACUGGGUACGUCCACCUCUGGCAGUUGAAUGUGAGUGUGCUGUAUACGAUGUGAAAACUCUGCAUGCUUUUAAAGCAGCUGCAGUCAAAGUGUUAAAAAAAAAUCUGUUCUCCCACACAUAUACUUUAAUAAACUUAAAAUUUCAGCCAAUUUUUGAUAAAUAUAUCUGAAUUUUCUGUUAUAACCUUUAUAUAAAAAUCUUGUUUAAUUACAGUUUUAUUUAAAGAAUGCUCUUGUCAACUGUCCUGUGUGUACUUAAUUAUGUAUAGAACCAUAUAAGACAGAAUUCUGUGGUAUAAACAGAGUAUGGAAAACUGAUGUUAUCAUCCUCACACGAUAAAAUCCCAGGAUGCUGUAUUCCUUAGUAGUUACCAUGAUAAAUUCGUCAUUAACUGCUUAAAAUAGUAAAAAGCUAAACAAAUUCUAGUUAGUUUUAAAUACAUAGUUCAGACUAUUUUUUGUUAGUUCCUGAUUUAAUGGUAUAAGUCAUGUUUGAUGCGUUUCAGAGUGAAAUGUUUUAUAAAAAUUGUGACCUUAUUUAAGUCUGAAGUGUAGAAAAAAAAACGGAGAUGUUAGAUUUUUGAUAAGUGUUGUAGAGCUGAAAACAAGUUACGUAAAGUAUGACUCACUGAUGGUUAUUUAUUUUUGUUUAUAAAUUCAUUAUAUUGUUGAUUAGAUAAUAAAAGUAUUUAAAGUGAAACAUUUUUAUCCCAGGUUCUUAUGUUAUUUUCUCAACAAUGGGUUCUUCAGGUAUUGGUAUUUGUUCUGUUCUUUCAAAGCAAAAUCAUAAUCACAGAGGCGUCGCUAGGCACUGGUAAAUGUGACCCAUGCACCGAAUCCCCAGUUCGUGCCUUGAAAAAUCAGAACAGAAAACUAUGAUUGAUAUCACACACA
Messenger RNA from Limulus polyphemus (Atlantic horseshoe crab), 5607 nucleotides. RefSeq lists its product as uncharacterized. The record is from RefSeq and is a predicted model, not a curated record. Lineage: Eukaryota; Metazoa; Arthropoda; Merostomata; Xiphosura; Limulidae. The coding region runs from base 207 to 3449 and encodes 1080 amino acids. Gene Ontology annotation, molecular function: protein binding. The transcript is spliced from 15 exons. Gene Ontology annotation, cellular component: cytosol.